Messenger RNA from Trichoderma asperellum CBS 433.97, 1671 nucleotides. RefSeq lists its product as uncharacterized. NCBI's taxonomy places the organism in Eukaryota, Fungi, Ascomycota, Sordariomycetes, Hypocreales, Hypocreaceae. Gene Ontology annotation, molecular function: protein binding. The record is from RefSeq and is a predicted model, not a curated record.
AUGGAAGAUGGCACGUCGUCAACAUAUGCCCAACGACAAAAUCAGGCAGAAGAUGAAAAUGACAAGCUGUCACAGGCCAAUUUGGCUGGAGGAGCUGAAAGCAUAGACUCCACUCUCUACUCACCACUGCCUUGGGAGCUUAUUCAGAAUGUAGUGAGCUAUCUGGAUAAUCGCUCAAUCAAGAGUUUACGUUUGACCUGCCGACUCUUUAGCGGUCUCAAGCUUCGUAUAAAUCGAGUCUUUAUUUCCCCGCAUUCGGUUGACAUCCUAGCCUUUUAUGCUAUUGCCGAUAGCGAUGUCUAUCGCCACGACAUUGUCGAGAUUGUUUAUGACGAUGCAUUCGUACGCUGUCCUGCUGAUUACAACGACAGGAUUUACGACCUUGCCGUAUUCCAAACAAGAUUCAUGGAUCCGGAACAAGUAUGGCUUCAAUUUGAGGUAGAUGACAAUAUCGAAGAAAUAAAUAGGCGUUAUGGCACCGACGUCAAAGUGCUUUCUGAACGCCUCGGAGAAGCCCGACGAGCAGGAUACAAAUUCUCAAUGGAAGAUGCAAUGCAACUUUUGAUAUAUCUACAGAGUGAACAACAACAUAAUAUCGGUACUGAAGCUGAUGCUAAGGCGUUUCGGUGUGCUCUAAGGCACUUUCCCGCACUGCGUAAAAUCACUGUUACGCCUGCGGCUCAUGGGUCUCCAUUUCAUCCUCUUUACGAGACCCCUACGAUUCGAUCUAUUCCUCUUGGAAUGAAUUACCCAAUCCCUCGCGGCUGGCCAACUCGGCGCGGCAAUAACCCUGUCAUGUUCGCAACACCCUGGGAGGAAGAAAAAGAGAUAUGGCGCGGCUAUAAUAUGGUAGCAAAGAUUUUGGCUGAAGAGAAACAACACCAUCACGUCUCCGAAUUCAUAAUCGACGCCCACUAUAUUCACACCGGCCUUAACUGCCGCCUCUUUGAGCAGCCAUGCGAGGAAUAUUCCAAUUUCCAGACUAUUCUUCAGCAACCCAACUUCAAAAAGUUGCAAUUGUCGCUCCAUGUGAAUGGACAAGAGCUGCCAAAUGUCGAUUGGGCGGCUUUUCGCAAUAAUCUGUUGCGAAAUGCCAUAGCAGAAGCUUCACAGCUAGAGCAUUUCAGCAUGGAGACAAACUGGGAUAUGGAUAUCCUAGACCGUCGUAUCCAGCCACCGACGCUGCAAACAUUCCUCCCUAUUGAAAGCUGGACAGCACUGCAGCACUUUCGACUGUGGAACUUCCCACUACGCAGCGCCGACUUGAUAUCAACGCUUUCACAACUUACUGGGCUGCGAUCUCUUGAGCUGGGAUUCUUGGAUCUGUAUGAAGAUGACAACUACCACGAUCUCCUUAAUGAUAUGCGUGGCACUUUGCGGCUGCAUGAACGGCCCGCGCGGCCAAAGGUUAGAUUGGCUAUACCCAUACCUGAUCCUUGUACUCGCAGCCGCGCGAAUUAUCUUCGUGGACGCGCGAUUUGGCUUGACGAAGAAGUUGAAGAGUUUUUGUAUCGUGGGGGUGACAAUCUCUUUGUCUCUGGAGAGGAUAACUUAGCGUGGACUAUGGGCAUUGUAAGGGAUGCUUUUGAUCCAGAGUAUGAGAGGCCUUAUGUACCUCUGCCGAGAGUGGAGCGCUCGCACCGGAAUCCGCUACGGUUUCGUCGGGGUUAA